Aplysia californica (California sea hare) is the source of this 646-nucleotide messenger RNA. Its product is annotated as ras-related protein Rab-22A. The record is from RefSeq and is a predicted model, not a curated record. NCBI's taxonomy places the organism in Eukaryota, Metazoa, Mollusca, Gastropoda, Aplysiida, Aplysiidae. Gene Ontology annotation, molecular function: GTP binding; GTPase activity.
AGGAGCGGAAGGGACUUCCCAUUGUUUACUAGGUCGUCAAAAUGGCUGAUGUUUACUGAUUACAGGAGAGUGAAUGAUAACUGUCGCCUCGUCGAAUACCAUUAUUUAUCAAUGUCAAUUGACCUAUCUCAUAGGUACUGAUUACAUGAGCUGUUCAGGCUAAAUACACCACCGGAAAUGAAUGACUUAAACAUGAAGUCGCUGGAGGCCAAAGUUGUCGUCUUGGGCUCUCAAGGCGCCAAUGUACUACAGAAAGGCGAACGCAGCCAUGUUGGUCUAUGACAUCACUUCCUUAGAGAGUUUCUACGACAUCAAGGAUUGGGUCAAAGAGCUAAAGAAGAACGUGGACACGCCCAUAGUCCUGUGUCUACUGGGCAACAAGUCUGACCUUGAGAGUGGGAGGAAGGUGAGCACAGAAGACGCUGCAGAGUAUGCAGCCUCCAUUGACGCUCUCUUCUACGAGACCUCGGCCCUCAAAAACACAGGGAUCGAGGAUGCCUUCCUGCAGGUGUCGAAACAGCUGAUCCACCUGUACGAGACCGUGCCCAACAGUGGCAUGGGCUCCCUGAUCCCCUCGCAGCCAGCCUCCGACAUGUUUGCCAGCGACCAGCCUCUGACGCUGCCGGACAGGAAGGAAGUGGAGAGU